GCCGCCGCCGCGCGAUACGCGCUGCGCGAGAUCGAGAUCCCGCUCGGGGAGCUCUUCGCCCGCAAGUCCGUGGCGUCCUCGGCGUGCUCGACGCCGCCGCCUGGGCCCGGUCCUGGCCCUUGCCCCGGGCCUGCCUCCGCCUCGCCCGCUUCCCCUUCGCCCGCCGAUGUGGCCUACGAGGAGGGCCUGGCGCGCCUCAAGAUCCGCGCGCUAGAGAAGCUGGAGGUGGACCGGAGGCUGGAGCGGCUGAGCGAGGAGGUGGAGCAGAAGAUUGCGGGCCAGGUGGGCCGGCUGCAGGCCGAGCUGGAGCGCAAGGCGGCCGAGCUGGAGACGGCGCGGCAGGAGAGCGCGCGGCUCGGGCGCGAGAAGGAGGAGCUGGAGGAGCGCGCGUCGGAGCUCUCGCGCCAGGUGGACGUGAGUGUGGAGCUGCUGGCCUCGCUCAAGCAGGACCUGGUGCACAAGGAACAGGAGCUGAGCCGCAAGCAGCAGGAGGUGGUGCAGAUUGACCAGUUCCUGAAGGAGACGGCAGCACGGGAGGCCAGCGCCAAGCUGCGGCUGCAGCAGUUCAUUGAGGAGCUCCUGGAGCGGGCUGACCGCGCUGAACGGCAGCUGCAGGUCAUCAGCAGCAGCUGCGGCAGCACACCCAGUGCCAGCCUGGGUCGUGGAGCUGUGGGCGGGGGCGUGGGGCCCGGGGCCCGGAACCCAGGCAGAAUGCGAGAACACCACGUGGGCCCGGCCGUGCCUAGCACAUAUGCAGUGUCACGGCAUGGCUCCUCUCCCAGCACAGGGGCCUCCAGCCGCAUGCCAGCUGCAUCCCAGAGCUCAGGCUGCUAUGACAGUGACAGUCUGGAGCUGCCCCGUCCAGAGGAGGGGGCUCCUGAGGACAGUGGCCCUGGGGGCUUGGGCACACGGGCCCAGGCUGCCAACGGUGGCUCGGAGCGGUCCCAGCCCCCUCGCAGCUCAGGGCUGCGGCGCCAGGCCAUCCAGAACUGGCAGCGCAGACCCCGACGACACAGCACUGAGGGGGAGGAGGGUGAUGUCUCGGACGUGGGCUCCCGAACCACCGAGUCAGAGGCUGAGGGCCCCUCGGAUGCCCCCCGCUCUGGGCCUGCUAUGGCUGGGCCAUCGAGCAGCUGCCGGCUCUCAGCCCGCCCUGAGGGAGGCAGUGGGCGGGGUCGGCGAGCCGAGAGGGGCAGCCCCUCGCGCUCUAACGAGGUCAUCAGCCCAGAGAUCCUCAAGAUGCGAGCCGCCCUGUUCUGCAUCUUUACCUACCUGGACACGCGCACACUGCUGCAUGCCGCCGAAGUCUGCCGGGACUGGCGCUUCGUGGCCCGCCACCCUGCCGUCUGGACCAGGGUGCUGCUCGAGAACGCCCGUGUCUGUUCCAAGUUCCUGGCCAUGCUGGCUCAGUGGUGCACCCAAGCCCACUCGCUGACGCUGCAGAACCUGAAGCCCCGGCAGCGGGGAAAGAAGGAGAGCAAGGAGGAGUAUGCCCGGAGUACCCGGGGCUGCCUGGAAGCAGGGCUGGAGUCUCUGUUGAAGGCAGCUGGUGGGAACCUGCUGAUCCUGCGCAUCUCCCACUGCCCCAACAUCCUCACUGACCGCUCGCUCUGGCUGGCCAGCUGCUACUGCCGCGCCCUGCAGGCUGUCACCUACAGGAGUGCCACAGACCCUGUGGGUCACGAGGUCAUUUGGGCCCUGGGCGCAGGCUGCAGAGAGAUUGUCUCCCUCCAGGUGGCGCCACUUCACCCCUGCCAACAGCCUACACGCUUCAGUAACCGCUGCCUGCAGAUGAUUGGUCGCUGCUGGCCUCACCUCCGGGCCCUGGGGGUUGGGGGUGCCGGCUGUGGGGUGCAGGGCCUGGCAUCACUUGCGAGAAACUGCAUGCGGCUGCAGGUCCUGGAGCUGGACCACGUGUCAGAGAUCACCCAGGAGGUGGCGGCUGAGGUCUGCCGGGAAGGCUUGAAGGGACUGGAGAUGCUGGUGCUCACGGCCACCCCUGUCACCCCUAAGGCCCUGCUGCAUUUCAAUAGCAUUUGCCGGAACCUCAAGUCCAUUGUGGUCCAGAUUGGGAUUGCCGAUUAUUUCAAAGAGCCCAGCAGCCCUGAGGCCCAGAAGCUGUUUGAGGACAUGGUGACGAAACUCCAGGCCCUGCGACGUAGGCCCGGCUUCUCUAAGAUCCUGCACAUCAAGGUGGAAGGUGGCUGCUAACCCGGGUUGGGGGCGGCAGGGCCCCUGCCAGCCCCACACCAGGGCACUCUCUUUGGACCUCUGGAGCGACCCUGGUUUGGACUAGACCUUUGGAGGCCUAGUGUUAUCCCUGGCUUCCAGGGAGGGGUUGACAGUCUCCUGUCCUUCUCCUGGAACAGCAGAGCAACAGACCUGACCCAGGGCACUGCCUCCCCAGGGCAUGGGCUUGGACGGAAGCUGCCCUCCGACCCCCACCCCACCCCCACUUCUGGCACAGCCAGUGAGGAGCUGUUACCACCAGCACCUGGUGUCAUCGCCCGGAGGAUCUGCAAUAACCACCCAGUGGCUCCUCAGCCGCUCAGGCAGGCCUCUCCUUCCUGAGGCCCAGCCUCCCAGUCAGGGGCCUCUGCCAGGCUCCAGGCCAGAGGGGGCUCCACAAGGCAGCUCAGACUUGGCAAGGAGGGCUCUUCUUCUCCCCCUACCCUGUUCCAGCCCUCUGUGGGGCACUGCUUCAGACAGCCUGCCUAGGACUUGGGUCCACCUUCUCCAGGGACAACACAGGCAGCUGAAAGCUGGGGGGCCGGUGGUACAGUGGGAGUGUGGGGGUGAGCUUGGAAGGAAAAUCAGACAUGUAGAAUUUCUUCCAGGAUGAGCCCACCCCUCCCAAGUUGGGGAAUCACCAGGUGGAGAAAACUUAUUUAUACUGUAAGAAAAGACAAGACCACUCCUCUCAACUGCCACAUACCCCACCAUGCAGAGCUAAAUUCUGAGCUAAAAGGUGCAUGUUUCUAAUACCUACAAUUUAUUCCUGAGGGACCCUCUGGAAGGUCAAGGUCCCAGCCCUGGGAAAUCCUGUCAGCAGUGAGAACUAGUUCCCAUCCUUAAGGAAUCUCCUCCACAUCCAGGUGCUUGGGCAGGAAACUGAUGGCCUUUGGGUCCCUAAGGCUGUCUGAGGGAGGCACUGGGCUGCCUUCUGUGCUGGGGCAUGGAGGAGGUUGGGAGGAGGGUGACUUGCUUUGUUUCCUUGUCUGGUCAGCUUGCUUGAAGAUGUGGCCUUGGCACAUGUGACCCGUGGGGCCACAGAGGAGGAAGAGCAUUCUUAACAGACUCACUCCCCUUUCCUCAGUCUCCACUGGCCCCAUGGGCUGAGGGUUGCAUUGAGGGUCCUCACUGGAAUAUCCACUGUCCCCAAAGAACCAGGUCCCAGUAUCGAAGUUCCAAAGACUGAAGACUCCCUACUUCCUCCUCUCAGAACUCCCCCAGUGGCUCAGGGGCCGUGGGUCCUGCCAGCCUUCAUUUGCAAAGUUCUUUCAGACAUCUAACCUAGAUCUUAGGGUUUCCUUCUCUCCUGUACAGGAUCAGCUCCCAGCCCUAGCUAUUAGGUCUCUGGUUCUGGCUGGGGCUGGGGGUCCCAUUGUUUCCCAGUCCUCUCCAGGGACCCCGACUUCUGCCACAGCCUAGCUUGAACAUGAAAACUCAGCCCUGGGUUACCUUGUAAUGAGACCUCCAGAGCUGGGACCCACAGGCUCAGCAACGUACCCAGCUCUCCCUGGUUCUACUACCUAGCUCUGUCCCAGCUCUUUUCAUCAUUGCUCUCUGACUUUCCUCUUGUGGCUUCUUCUGUCCCUGCCCUUUGAAGACCUGAAAUACCAAGGGUGUCAUGUUGGCAACUCUAUCCAGUCCUGCAUGAAGCCUUGGCUGUGUGAGGCACACCCCCAUUCCCAGCCCAGAGCAACUGUUCAUCGGCUCCCACCUCCCCAGCCCUGUUCCCAGGAGUCACAGGAUGGAGAAGCAAAACUUUCCUCUGCCAGCUGCCUGGAAGGGAGGUGCAGAUCUGCACAGGGCCUGGCUGCCCUGGGUGUGUCUGUCCCACCGUGCCAAUCACACCCCUACUGUAGCUUCUGCUCCCCGUGACCCCAGGACCAGAGGUGCUGCCCUCCUGUCUCCUGGACAAAGCACAAAGGGAUGCCCUGCUUGUCCUGAGCCUGCCCAACUAAGGGACUUCCUCUGCCCCAGGGAGCCUCCAUCCCUAAAUACAAGCUCUGGGCAAUUUAUCCCUGGGUGGUACCCAUGGAAUGCCUGGCAUUGGCCCUGAAAAAGGAAGUUGGGGUGCACAGUGAGCUAGGGUGGGAGAAAGGUGGUGCUGAAAGGACUGAUGCUAGUCGUAGACUCAUUCAUUCAUUCACUCAGUCAUGCAGUAGUACUGAGCACCACCAUCACUAAGGGCAGAACAAGACCUUCUCCUGCCUGGUGGUAAGUCCACCUUCCACAGGUUUGGCUGUCUCCAGGGAACCCACUAAGUCCUCCACCCUUGUAUUUUCUGGCUCUGUGUGAAAGAUGUGUGGGAGUACAUAUUGCUCAGGCCCAAGCCCUUGCCAACAGGAAGGACAGGUCACGGCGUAUCCCAUUGCACAUGCACCCCUGAGGCUGACAGUUGUGCACCCUGGCCUUCAUGCAUGCCGUGAGAGCUGGCAGCAUGUACCCCUGCCUCCCACUGCCAACUUGAUGCUGUUUUGUUCUCUCCUCGGGAGGAGCCCAGCUGCUGCAUGGGGAGCUUUUGCUUGCUGGGAUGUUCCAUUUAUUCACUUCCUUAGCAACUGUAUAGCUAGGGCUGGAGCAGGGACGGAGGGCCUGGCCAUUCCUAGAAGCACUUCAUCCCAUCUUCACCCACCCAAAGGGGAGCCCUCCUCCAAAUCUCAUAUCUAAUAAGAAGCAAAAAAAAAGGAGUAUCUGGGAGGGCAAGCGGAGACAGGCCCUUCUCCAAGGGGCUCCAGGUAUGUGGAGAUCCCAUGGGUGGUGGCCACUACAUGGGCCUACCUCCCUGCCCCCUGCCAUACAGCCCAGCCCCAACACCCGGGAGGUUCGGCAUAUUUGGCUUGAGUACUUCAUGCUUUAUUAAGGUUGCUUCCCCACAGGACUGGCAGGAAGUAAAGAUGCACGUAUAAGGGUACUACAGAAAGUUUGUGGGCAAACGGAAUUAAAAGAUAGUAUGAAUCUUUCUGUGAACUUUUUGAAGACCCCUUGUACGUGCAUCCCUAAAGGAAAAAGAAUGGAUUGCCCAGAACCAAGGCUGUUCACUGGCCAGAAGAGACCACCUGAGGUCAAAGUAGCUCAUGUUUUCUUAGAGCUGUGGAGUCUGAGCCAACCCCUCAGGAAUUGCUUCAAAAGGAAAAAAAAAA
Galeopterus variegatus (Sunda flying lemur) is the source of this 5369-nucleotide messenger RNA. It is a transcript of the gene FBXO41, whose product is annotated as F-box protein 41. Gene Ontology annotation, molecular function: protein binding. The record is from RefSeq and is a predicted model, not a curated record. The annotation marks the transcript as partial. Lineage: Eukaryota; Metazoa; Chordata; Mammalia; Dermoptera; Cynocephalidae. The transcript is spliced from 12 exons.